AUGCAAGUGUUUUUACGACAAUUAUCAUCGUGGCUUAUAUAUGGAGUUGUUCAUGAUCCUUUUUAUGAAUUUUUUAUCAAGUUAGAAGAUUUUACUUCAGUCUCUACCCACCCGAAUCCAUCCAUUUUACAAGGUUCUCAUGGUUAUUUUGAUGAUCAAUCAAAAAAUGAUUCUAUGACGACAAAACCAAGAUUUUUGAUAGAUAAUGCAAACCUACCAUCAUUUCUACCAACUUCAUUUGCCCAAAGAGUGCUUGAAACUGGUGAAGCUGUGUAUUCUGCCACCUAUGAUCCAUCAGAAGCUUCUUUCUUACUGGAAUUAGAGAAAAAUUAUUGUCCUCGUUUUGCGGAACUGUCAACUUGUUUGGAAAAAAAUUCAGACGGACUUCAGUCGACUGGGAAACGUUUAAGUGUUGUCUCAUAUCAUGCUUGGUGUAGUUUAUUAAAAGAACACAAAUUACUUCAAUAUCUUCGCUUAGUUAAAGAUGUCCUACUUUUAGGAAGAGGCGAAUUAUUCUUGGCAUUCCUUGAUCAUUUAAAUAUUUUAAAUAAUCUCAGCAACAGUAAUAACUCACGUUAUGGGACCACUUGUGAAAUCCAACAUAACAUUUUAGACAAACCUCCUCCAGCAAAUGAAAGUGCAGUUCAGGCUCUGGAAUACGAUGUUACUGAGGCGUUUCUGGGAGCAGCUCGAUCUUUAGGUAUGGAUGAUGAAGAACUAGAUUCCAAUUUUAAAUUUUCAAUAAAGUUGACAGCAGCUCAAUCAAGUAAACUGCCAGAAAAUAUUACUGUUUGGGAUUGUUUGCACUUAUGCAUUAUUGCUCCACCGGUGUUCGAACGUUUAUUCUCUCCUAAUAUUUGUCGUGCUUACGACAGUUUAUUUCGAUUUCUAUUCGCUAUCCGUCGAACACAACUGAAGUUACAACAGUUUUGGGCUGAUCAGAUUCUUUUGUGGCGUCGUACCUCUGCUCGUAAUCAGUCCAAUGUAAAUUAUGAUCAAACACCACCAACCAACGUUUUUAUUAAGUUGCAAUCCUGUAUAGGUCGACGCCUUCUAGUUCGUAGUCAUAUGGCAUUUAUUAUUGAGAGUUUACAGUAUUAUUUACAGGUCGAUGUAAUUGAAGCACAAUUCUCACACUUGAUUCAUCGUUUACAUAGUGAUCAAGAAAUCCGAUUAAUUCAAAUCGCACAUGAAGCUUACCUGGCUGGUUUACAAGCACAAGCAUUAUUGUUCAUGCCAAAUAUAAAAUUAUGUAUAUUACAGUUGUUAAAUUAUUGCUGUCAAUUUGUAGAUUUAUCAAAUCAACAAUACUACAGUGAUCAUUUAAUGAAUAUGGAUGAUGACCAUAAUCAUCAAUUGUCUAAUGAAGUGCACGAGAUGGUGAAUAAAUUUUAUACUCAAGCAAAAUUAUUGUAUGAUUUAUUAAAUAUUUCUUGUUUAACCGGUGCUAAAAGUAGUGUUGGUUUCAAUCCUGGCCAUACUGCUGUUAAUGAUCGUCGAGACUUCGAAUCAUUAUCGUUACCUGGUAUUAUUACUACUGCUACUACCAAUGGUCCUCUUUAUUCAGACAAAACAGAUUUAAAUCAGUUAUUGUUACGGUUAGAUUUUAAUCAUUUUUAUAGUGAUUCAUUAGAGAAUUUAAUCUAA
This is a messenger RNA of Schistosoma mattheei, 1647 nucleotides long. The record is from the annotation of a GenBank genome assembly. Lineage: Eukaryota; Metazoa; Platyhelminthes; Trematoda; Strigeidida; Schistosomatidae.